AGCUUCUGAAAGUGUAACCUGAUUCCAUGUCUUGCCCUGCUCUGCCUUUCAUCGGCUUAGUAAUCUUGUUAGCAGAGUUCCUGCGUAAUCCUCCCACAGUGUUCAUAUCUCUGCAGGUCUACACGGCUUCUUCCCCGCAGCUCUGUGGGAUGCUGCUGGACCCCAACUGAGCAACUCAGGAUGUUGAGCUGGGUGGUCAAAGUUGUUCCCCAGCCGCCUGAGCCCAAAAAACCUGAAGAACCGAAGGAUGCUGCCCCGCCCCCUGCCCCGCCCCCUGCAGCUGCUCCGCCUCCAGUUACUGAGAAGAAAGUGAAGUUUCAAGAUGAAGUCAAAAGUGAAACACCAAAAGCUGAAAAACCAAUGCAGGAACCUCAGACAGGAGCGGAGAAUGGCCCAACAGCUGGGUCUCAGAGCGGCAUGCUGACGUGGAUCAGCGGCGCUUUGCCUCAACCCGCAGUCUCACCGAAAAUGAGCCGAGCAAACUCCACUGCCAAGGAGGAAGUUGAACCAGCCAGUAAACCCGAAGACGACAAAGGGAUGAUUGCCUGGAUAUCUCAGGGUCUGGAGAAGGUUGUUCCUCAGCCUGAGUUGAAGAGCAAAGAGUCGCCCACAGCUGAGCAGCCGGCAGAGGUGCGUCAGGCUGCACCUGCUCCAGCUGCAGAGCCUCCGGUUACUGUGGUGGAGGUGAAACCGGACCAAACUGAAAACAAGCCACCGAGCAUGAUAGACUGGAUCAAACAGGGCAUCGAGAAGGUGGUUCCUCAGCCAGAGAUUCAUGUUCGCUCAAAAACGGAGGCUGAAGCUCCGGCUCCGGCUAAAGCUGAAGCUCCGCCUCCAGCUCCUCCACCUGUCCCCAAACCAGCCCCAGAGACCGAGAAGUCCACCAAGGAAGCCGAGGAGCCACCAAACAUGAUGGGCUGGAUCGUCAAUGGGAUCGGUCGCAUGUUGCCUCAGCCCGUGCAGAAGUCGGAUGCAGGAAAUGAGGAGGUGCAGACCAUCAGUAUCAUACAGAAGAACACCGACCUGGUGCUGGAGGACAUUGAACAGGAAGAAGUCAAGGAAACAAAGCCGGAGGUGAAGGAAGUGAAGGAAGAGCCACAGCUGGAGAAGAAAGAGGAUGUGAAGCCAUCCAAAAAGACUGAAGAUGCAGAAUCACAGGUGGAUGAGUUGAGUCCACUGAUUGACAGCAUCAAAAAGGAGGCUGGAGAGGCAGUCCUAGCUCACAUGGAGGAAAGGCUGCAGCAGGAGCGUCUGGAGGCAGCUCGUGUGGCCGAGGAGAUGGCCAGAAAGGCAGCGGAGGAGGCAGUCCGCCAGCUCGAGGUGGAGCAUUCAGCUAAGAUUGUAAUAGAAACGCUACCAGAGUCCAAUGAACAGCUGCCCAAUAUCCUGGAAGAAGAAAACGAGGAUGAUCCAGAGUUACAAAACCUGCAGGAGGACAGUGAAGACAGCACAGAGAAUCAGAAUCCUGAGGAAAAUAAAGUGACAGAGGAAGAUAAAAUCAAGACCACUGUUGAGGAAGAGACUAAAUCUGAUCAGGCAGAUCUCAAAAGGUGCAUGGUAGACGUCUGCCCAGCUGAAGAUGAAAUCAAAGCAACAACUCAAGUGGAAAAGGUGGAGCCUGCUCCAGACGAAACCCACAAGCCCCCAACUCCACCCACUGAAUCUGAAGCACCAGAGGAAGCCACUCCUUCAACAGAUGCAGAACCAGUCUCCCAACAACCUGAGCCACUGCCUCCAGAAACUCCACUCACUACCACGGAUCAGACCAGCACAGCAGAAGCAGAAGAAGGUGGAUGUGGAGAAAACUGCAGUAAACGUUUGGCUGAAGCUUCAGAACUGAAGGUGGAGGCGAUGGAUGUAAUGGAAGGGAAAGGUCUGAACAUCCCCCAGAUUAUCACCACCCCAGAACCAGAACCGAACCAUCUCACAGCCCCAGAGCUCAGUGUUGCAGGUGAUGUGUCUGCAGACGAGGACGAUCCCGAGCUGCUGAGGGUCGGUUUGAAAGUCUGGAGCACUCAGGGAGACCACCUGACUGCAGACGACGAGACACGUCCGCUGUCGGCGACCAGCGUCGGCAGCGUGGUGGUCCAGGACCGCCUCAACGAUCUCGUCAGGCUGUUCAAAGGUCGGACGGAGCGGCAGAAAGAACGGCUGAUCGACCCGGACGAAUCGGAGGAAGAAAGUCCCGCAGCCUCUCCAAGCAAAGCUCCGCCUCCCCCUCCUCCCCCGCCUCCCCCAGGAGAGGAGAAGAAAGAUGCAGCAGCAGGAGGAGGAGAAGAAGAAAAGGAGGAGGAAAAGGAGUUUAAAUUUGAGCUUCUGGGAUAUGAGGUCAAAAUUCCCAAUCUGCCCAAACUUCCCCCGAUGCCCGGCUGGCUCCGAGCCAUCCUGGACUUCCGCUUCCCCUCGAGCAUCGACCCGUUCACCGACCUGAUCUACGUCAUCUGGCUGUUCUUCGUGGUGGCGGCGUGGAACUGGAACGUAUGGCUGAUCCCCGUCCGCUGGGCGUUUCCUUACCAAACCCCCGAAAACAUCCACCUGUGGCUGCUGGCCGACUACACCUUCGACCUCAUCUACAUCAUUGAUAUCCUCGUCUUCCAGCCCAGGUUGCAGUUCGUCCGCGGAGGCGACAUCGUGUGUGACAAGAAGGACAUGAGGGAGCACUACAUGACCACAGAGAGAUUUAAGAUGGACAUCAUCAGCCUGUUUCCUUUGGAGGUAUUUUACUAUUUCACUGGAGUCAACUCUCUGUUGAGGUUCCCUCGCCUGCUGAAGUACAUGGUUUUCUCUGAGUACAUCCGCUGUUACUACUUUGCCGUGAAGACGCUGAUCACCAUUGGAGGACUGCCCGACCCAACCACUGUCUUUGAAAUCUGCUUCCAACUCAUUAAUUACUUUGUUGGCGUCUUUGCUUUCUCCAUCAUGAUCGGUCAGAUGAGGGAUGUAGUUGGAGCGGCGACUGCUGGGGAGAACUACUACCGUGCCUGUAUGGACAGCACGGUUAAGUACAUGACCUCCUACAACAUCCCUCGUGAGGUCCAGAACCGCAUCAAGACCUGGUACGACUACACCUGGAAGAGCCAGGGCAUGCUGGAUGAGCAGGAGCUUCUGAUCCAGCUUCCCGAUAAGAUGAGGAUGGACAUCGCCGUGGACGUUAACUACGCCAUCGUCAGUAAAGUCGCCCUGUUUCAGGGCUGUGAUAGGCAGAUGGUGUUUGACAUGCUAAUGAGGCUCAAGUCUGUCGUGUACCUGCCCGGAGACUUUGUUUGUAAAAAGGGGGAGAUCGGCAGGGAGAUGUACAUCAUCAAGCAGGGCGAGGUUCAGGUGGUGGGCGGUCCCGACCUGCAGACGGUGUUCGUCACCAUCAGAGCCGGCUCGGUGUUUGGAGAGAUCAGUCUGCUGGCGGGAGGCGGAGGAAACCGGCGCACAGCCAACGUGAAGGCCCACGGAUUUGCCAAUUUGUUCAUCCUGGAUAAGAAGGACCUGGCAGAGAUCCUGGUGCAUUACCCCGAGUCCGAAAAACUGCUGCGCAAGAAGGCCAACAUCUUUGCUCUCGCUGCAGCAAAGACUUCAGCUAGAACCUUCUGGUUUAUGGCUGCCAUCGUUUUUCAGGAUUUGGAUUUUUCCUGUGUGCAGCAAAGGAAAGUCAUUUUGUCCUCCAUCUUUCUUCCUGUCCUUUCCUUCUUUGUUCUUCAGGCUCCUCCCUCCAUUUCUCCAAUCCCGCCCCCUUCCCCAAUGCACCGCCGGUCUCCGGUACCCCUGAGUCCAGCUCCGGAAGACGGAGAGGAAACGGUGGCAGAGACAGCCGACAGCUCGGUCAUCAUCAGGAUGACGCCGCGGCACAAAGGGGAGGAGCUUCUCACCGUGGAGAUAAAGGCAGGAGAGAGAGGGGGGGAGGAGGAGAAGGAGGAGACGAAGGAGAAGGAAAAGGAGCCAUCAAAGGAGUGAGCUGACAGGAAGCUGCUGCCCUCCACCUGCUCCAAGGAGGAAACCGGACACUCUCAGGUGUAGGACAUGCUUCUUCUUCUGUGGUGGAUUUUAUUGUCACAGAAAAACACAUUUUCAUCUAAACUGUCACAUGACAGGAAGGAAGGAGAAGAAUGAUGUAAAUGAAAGGAAGCAGGAAAUAAAGCAAGGACGGAAAGAAUACAUCCUUCUUUUCUUCCUUCUUCCCACCUUAAUUCAGGUUUUUUUCAGGUCUCAGAGUUUCAGAGAACUUUGAUCUCACGGAGGUUACUGUCUGGCUGCAGUACCGUCUUUGGCCACACGAACUGACUUACAUGUACCAGCCAUUAGAACCCAGAGGGGCGCUGUUUCACCACGCAGGAGGAGUGUGUCUGUAACAGAAAUGAUUAAAGAAACUCAUUUUCCCAGAAUCCCCGGUUUCUGUCCUGCAGCUUCUUAACCACUGACUUUCUGGGGCCCUCCCUCAGCUGAUUUUAGAGGCAUGUGUUGGGAACUACAGGAAGCAGCCGGAAGAAGAAGAAGAAAGGCGUGAGCUGCGUCUUCUUCAUGUAAAAACAGACUGAACAUGUAUUUGUGGCGUGUGAGAGAUCUGACAGCCGCUGAUUGAUUUUCCACCGAGAGCUGCUCGAUAGCGCUGUCUGACAUCAGCUGAGCUCUGAGGACAUCCAAUGAUUUUAGCCGGCAGCUUCCAGGUCAUUCAGGGUCACCAGGAUGACGGUUCAGGGUCAGCGGGUCAGUUUGGACCUCUGAGUCAUGAGGUCUUCAUCAGCACACACAAAAGUGCAGCAUGUAUUUUAAUGUCUGAACAUGUUGCUUUUCCUAUAACCCAGUAAAAAUAUCAUAGUUAGAACAAAUGGUUCACUGUUUGAACUCUGAAAGCUUGUUUCUAUCAAAGAAAAAAAGAUUUUCUGCCAUUUAUGAACCAAAAUUUGCCCAAAAAGUUGCCCAAAAAGAUGAAAUUUGGGGAUACUGAACCUGAAAUUUAGAAUUUAUGAUGUCAAAAAUGUACUGAAACAAGCUUCUGUUCAUAACAAAAACCGCACAUAAAAAAAUCUAAAAUAAGCAAUUAAAAAAUGAAAUCAUGAGGCAAGCUUUAAUACAAUAAAGCCUACAGUCAUUUUAGCUGUAGCUGCUGGAGGGCGCUGCUGAGCUUUCUGAUAGAGUAAAGAGCCUGGGUGUAGAAGCUCCUGCCCACAGAGCUGCUGCAGCGUUUAUACAGGACAGGAAAAGCUUCAGGAAGCGCAGGAAACUGUGUCGGCCGAGCCGAGAAAAAGGCGGGAAAACAGAAACAAUGCAGCACAGGAAGCUUCGUGAUUACUGCUGAUUGUCGAGAGUAGAAGAAGAAAUGUGACACUGCUGCUUUGGCUCAGAAUUCAGGUUUUAUUGUAUUUGUACUGAAGCAACGACGUCACUGUAAGAAUUAAAAACCAGUUUGUAAAUAAAAUGAUUAUAACGAG
Messenger RNA from Neolamprologus brichardi, 5420 nucleotides. Lineage: Eukaryota; Metazoa; Chordata; Actinopteri; Cichliformes; Cichlidae. The record is from RefSeq and is a predicted model, not a curated record.